GUUCACGACCUUGUUUGUUCUGAUAUACAGCAUAACAAUAUGGCCACCAAGAGUCACGCCCCAGUUCCUUGCCCAGUCCACCCGACGGCAAACGUCACCCAGGCAAUUAAAGCUGCUCUGGAUGAGGAUGCCGGGGACCGUGGCGACGUCACGACGCUAGCAACGAUCCCCGAGUCAACACAAGCGACAGCGACGUUUCUUGCAAAAGCAGAUGGUGUCCUUGCCGGCCUGGGCGUUGCGGAUGAGGUGUUGGCGAUAGUGGACCCCACCGUAAAGGUGGAGUGGCGGGCGUGUGACGGCGACAAGGUGGUCAGCGGGCAGGUGCUGGGGGUGCUGCACGGCUCGGCUCGCUCCAUCCUGGUGGCGGAGCGCAUCAUGCUCAACUUCAUGCAGAGGAUGAGCGGUAUAGCUACCGCCACCGCCGCCAUGGUGGCUGCUCUGGAGGGACUGCCCACAAAGGUGCUGGAGACGCGCAAGACGGCGCCAGGCCUUCGCCUGACCGACAAGUGGGCUGUGCUGAUUGGCGGCGGCAGCAACCACCGCAUGGGGCUGUACGACAUGAUGAUGAUCAAGGACAACCACAUCGCGGCGGCAGGCGGCAUCCGGGCGGCGGUGCAGCGGGCUGAGGAGUACAUCCGGUCUGCCGACUUGGAAGGCCGCAUGUGUAUCGAGGUGGAGACCAGCACCCUGGCCGAGGUGGACGAGGUGGUGGAGCUGCUGCAGGCGGCGCGGCAGGACGGCGCCCCGCGCAGCCACCUGACCCGGGUGAUGCUGGACAAUAUGGCGCGGAGGGACCCGGCCAAGGAGGGCGGCGUGGAUGUGUCGCUCAUGGCCGAGGCUGUGGGCCGCAUUGGCGACCUGGCGGAGACGGAGGGCAGCGGCAACGUGUCGCUCAACAGCAUACGCACCAUCGCGGCCACUGGGGUCACGUUCGUCAGCGUGGGCGCCCUGACGCACUCGGUCAUUGCUCUGGACAUUUCUCUCAAGAUUAAGACGUUAUAGGGCCAAGGUGCAUGCAUGCCUGGGGAGGCGCAGUCAUAGAGACAGUCCCGGUCCGCAGCUCUUGGAUACGGCGAUGGGCCAGCAGGUGGUCAGCAGCAGGGCGCGGUGGCGGCGGUGCCGAGGUGCGACGCGUUGUUGGGCUCAAUAUAUGUGCAUGUGGUGGCGUAUUUCAUAACUGAACUGCGAAGAAGACAAUAAGUUCUACAAACCCGGUACACAAGGGGCUGAGACGUUGAGGUUCGGUUGCUUCGGUAUGGACAAGCCGACUUGGUUGGGGGAGUGCCGUAUUGCUGGUCACAUGGUGUGUGCCUAGUGCUAUCGCCUGGCCGGGCACCCUUGCGGGCACCCCAAGCGUGAGGAAUGCGUGUCAACAAACUACCGUAUCAGCCUGCCAGCAAGCCAGCGACGCUUCGAUACAGUAACUCCGUCGUCCUACCAGCUACGCACUCAUGCGCGAAGUCGCAACUUAUUGUAACAUUGAAUGUUGGGGUCUGACAAGAUGUCUUCCCUCGCAUGGGAAACGUGGGCUGAGCCUCAUCUCCUGGACAUAGCCGAUGUCGGUUCGUACAGGCACGGCCCGCCAUAAUGUGUCCAGCCACCCGGUCACCAUCACCAUGUGUCCAGCCACCUGCAGCCAUGUCCCGCUGUCAAGCACAAGCACCGCCAGCAAUGAACCAAAUCAGGAAAUCUAAUAAUCCUGCCUGCAGUUUGGUAGCAUGGUUGGGUAGGCACAACUGGAAUGUACCGUAUUCCCACACGACAGACUGGAGCGGGAUCGGGUGGUUCAGGUAUCGGUAUUGCAUACCGGCUGUGCUACACUGAUGUCCUGCAGCACCGGGCUGCAAACGCCGCUGCUACUGCUGCUGACUCUGGCGACGAA
This is a messenger RNA of Chlamydomonas reinhardtii, 1882 nucleotides long. Its product is annotated as nicotinate-nucleotide diphosphorylase (carboxylating). Lineage: Eukaryota; Viridiplantae; Chlorophyta; Chlorophyceae; Chlamydomonadales; Chlamydomonadaceae. Gene Ontology annotation, biological process: quinolinate catabolic process; NAD+ biosynthetic process. Gene Ontology annotation, molecular function: nicotinate-nucleotide diphosphorylase (carboxylating) activity. The transcript is spliced from 9 exons. The record is from RefSeq and is a predicted model, not a curated record. Bases 40 to 1002 code for a protein of 320 amino acids. Gene Ontology annotation, cellular component: cytoplasm.